UUCUUCAGCUGGUGGAGUAGUUACAAUGAAGCUAUCAACUACCUAGCUACAGUGCCAAAAUACCGUAUACAAGCUACUGAGAUUGCCAGGCAACAAGGUUUACUCAACAAGACUAAAGAAAAAGGCAAGAACAGGCGGUCUAAAGAAGAAAUUCGUGAAGAAGAGGAAGAAAUCAUCAAAGACAUUAUUAAAAAUAAAAUAGAUAUAAAAGGUGGUUAUCAGAAGCCGAAGAUAUAUGAUAUCCUUCUAUUUCAGAUCCUUCUUGCACCUUUUUACUUGUGCAAAUAUGUGGUUUGGUACUUUUGGUGGAUUUAUUGCUUCACUAUUAAAGGGCAAGAGUACGGUGUGGAAGAGAAGCUGUAUAUCAUACGAAGGUACAUGAAAAUGUCUCAGUCACAGUUUGACAGCCUAGAAGAUCAUCAAAAAGAGACCUUUCUUGAACGGCAGUUGUGGAUACGAGAAAACUAUGAGGUGUAUAAACGAGAACAAGAGGAGGAGUUAAAGAAGAAGAUGGCCAUGGAUCCCCGAUGGAAGAGGUAUCGGCGGUGGAUGAAAAAUGAAGGACCUGGAAGACUGACUUUUAUUGACGAUUGAAUGUUGCUGAACAAGUGUGUGCUAAUGUCAAAUGUGGUUUGCAAAACUUUUCACUACAUCAUUCAGAGUUUUUUUCUGCUGUGGCUCAGCAGUGAUGUAAAACUCAGGAAUUAUUAAAUCAGGCCAAAAAAAUAAUACAGGUUUACCAUUUUUAUAAAUCAGACCUACUAAACAGGCUCAGCUCAAUGUAUAUAUGCCAUUUACUUGGGGAUAUCAGUGCGGAAUUCAUUAUUCCAAACAACGUUUUUUCUCUACAUAUGAUCAAUGGAACCAUAACUCUAGUCUUUCUGAAAAAGUUUCUAGAUCAAUCCUUGAAAGUAAUUUUUAAACUGAAGGUUUCCUGCAAGCGGACACUGGAAAUGCUUUUAAAGGAUUCUGAAGCAAGGCCAAUUUUCUAUUUUACUCUCUCUUUCUCCGUGCUUUUCAGUCUAAUUUCUAAGAUGCCAAAUUGUUUUUUGAUGUAGACAAUAUGGGGAUUAUACUGGACUUCUGCUAUUCCUGCUCCAUUUGGAAAUGAAUUUUAUUCUUUGUGGGAAUAAAUGAUGCAUGGCUGA
Apaloderma vittatum (bar-tailed trogon) is the source of this 1148-nucleotide messenger RNA. RefSeq names its product DnaJ (Hsp40) homolog, subfamily C , member 25 (gene DNAJC25). The transcript is spliced from 2 exons. The record is from RefSeq and is a predicted model, not a curated record. Gene Ontology annotation, cellular component: endoplasmic reticulum membrane. The annotation marks the transcript as partial. NCBI's taxonomy places the organism in Eukaryota, Metazoa, Chordata, Aves, Trogoniformes, Trogonidae. Gene Ontology annotation, biological process: protein folding.